AUGGCUGUCGAAAAAGUCAUCAACGAUUCUUCUGUCGUGGGCGUCGUGCACGAUGCGGAUGAGCGUGCUCCUCCUGGUGUGAAGGAGACGUUUACUGCGACAGGGGAGGAAUAUGAGCAGGACGACUUUAUGACGAGAACAGGCUUGAAUGCAAAGUCCUUUACGAGGAAGCACUACGGCUUGGGGAUUGUUGAGCUGGAUCGCAAGAUGAAGCCUAGACAUCUCCAGAUGGUGGCCAUUGGAGGCUCUAUCGGUGCUGGAUUCUUUGUGGGCUCUGGCUCUGCUUUGAGUAAAGGUGGACCUGCUACGCUGUUCAUUGACUUCUUUCUUGUUGGAGUCAUGGUUUUCAACGUUGUUUACGCCAUGGGUGAACUAGCUGUCAUGUACCCUAUUUCAGGCGGUUUCUACACCUAUGCAGCUCGUUUCAUUGAUCCUGCAUUCGGUUUCGCAAUGGCCUGGAACUAUACCCUUCAAUGGGCUGCGACUCUUCCCCUGGAACUAACAGUUUGCGCCAUCACAAUCCAAUACUGGGCCCCUGAUUCAUCACCCGGUAUAUGGAUCGCCAUCUUCCUCGUUGCUAUUAUCAUCCUCAACAUGUUUGGCACAAUCGGCUACGCAGAGGAGGAAUUCUGGGCAGCGUGCUUCAAGCUGACUUCCAUCUCGAUUUUCAUGAUCAUUGCGCUCGUCUUGGUCUGCGGUGGAGGACCGUCCAAUGGAAGCUACGAUACCUACCAGGGUUUCAAGCUCUGGAACGACCCGGGAGCGUUCAAGAACGGUUUCAAGGGAUUUUGCUCAGUCUUUGUCACUGCUGCCUUCUCUUUCGCUGGUUCCGAACUCGUUGGUUUGGCUGCUGCUGAAUCCCGCAACCCUACGGCUUCAGUUCCCCGAGCUAUCAAGCAGGUCUUUUGGCGAAUCUGUCUUUUCUACAUCGUUGCGUUGUUGUUCGUUGGACUUUUGAUCAGUUGCAAUGACCCAAGCCUCCUGAGCUCCAGCUCUUACUCCAACAGUGCGGCCUCGCCCUUCGUUCUCAUUGGAAAGUAUUCCGGACUCAAGGGUCUUGACCACUACAUGAACGUAGUGAUUCUGUCAUCUGUCUUGUCUCUCGGCAUCGCCUCUGUGUACGGAGGAUCUCGCACACUCCUCGCUCUAGCGCAGCAAGGUUUUGCGCCCAAGAUUUUCACCUGGGUCGAUAGAGCCGGCCGACCCCUCCCUUCAGUUGCCUUCAUCAUCGCUUUUGGAUGCCUUGCUUUCUUGAACCUUGAUGCGGCUGGCCCUGUUAUCUUCGACUGGCUUUUGGCUCUGUCAGGAUUGGCUAUGCUUGUCUGCUGGGGCUCUAUCUGCCUUGCGCAUAUUCGCUUCCGAGCUGCGUGGAAGUACAAUGGCCACACACUUGAUGAGAUCCCCUUCCAGGCCGUCUGUGGAGUUUGGGGAUCGUGGGUUGGUCUCAUUUUCGUCGUUGUGAUUCUCAUCGCCCAGUUCUACGUGGCCAUCGUUGCCCCUGUAGGCGAGUCCGGUAUGGGUACGGUUGAGGAUUUCUUCAUGCAAUACCUCGGACUUCCUAUUGUCCUUGCUUUCUGGGCUGGAGGAUAUCUUUGGAAGCGAACAACUUGGAUCAGCAUUGAGAAGAUCGAUAUCGAUACAGGACGACGUGAACAUGAUUGGGAGUCUAUCAAUGCCUGGCGUGCAGAGCUCGCUACCUUCCCUUGGUGGAAGCGACUGAGAUAUGCUCUGUUCUAG
This is a messenger RNA of Fusarium sp. VM40, 1737 nucleotides long. Lineage: Eukaryota; Fungi; Ascomycota; Sordariomycetes; Hypocreales; Nectriaceae. The record is from the annotation of a GenBank genome assembly.